Messenger RNA from Sebastes umbrosus (honeycomb rockfish), 2780 nucleotides. RefSeq names its product spindlin-1-like. Gene Ontology annotation, biological process: gamete generation. The record is from RefSeq and is a predicted model, not a curated record. Lineage: Eukaryota; Metazoa; Chordata; Actinopteri; Perciformes; Sebastidae. Bases 304 to 1011 code for a protein of 235 amino acids. The transcript has 5 exons.
UGCAGCACUGGGUCUACAAACACCUGAGUAACUAAAAAAAGUCCAUUAUCAUUGUCAAUGAGAAAACACCAAUUCCCAGUGUGCAUUGCGCGCUUGUUCACGUCCUCCGCUGCGGUCGUGCUCACCGAAGGCUCGCUGGGAACUCGAGUCUCGUCUCGUCUCCUUCUCCCAUUUUUUCCCCCCACAGGUUUCGCGAGAUUUUACAUAGGCAGGCGGGCUGGUGUGUGGCAGCAUUUCUCUGCCCAGACGAAACUGAACAAUACUGAUAUGAAAUCUGCAUAAAGCCUUUGACUUUCUGGAGGCAUGUCCAAGAAAAGGGGCAGAAAGCGAAGUAGCGGGGAGCUGAGUGACACAUUGACCCCGGAUCCCAACACUAUUCUGGGAAUCCGCAUUCAGCAUAACUGGCGUGAGAAGGGCAACCAGAGCAAAUGGAAGGGAACGGUGCUCGACAGGCUGAGUGUGAACCCUUCUCUAUUCAUGGUGAAGUAUGACGGCUUCGACUGCGUCUAUGGCAUCGAGCUGUUCAAGGACGAGAGAGUGUCGAACCUGCAGGUCCUGUCGGAAAAAGUUGUAAACAACAAGAUCAAGAUCCCUCCAGGGGCGGAGGAGCUGGUGGGCAAAGCUGUGGAGCAUCUGUUUGAAAAGGAGGAUGGAGAGAAGAACGAGUGGAGAGGCAUGGUCCUCUCCAGAGCUCCCAUCAUGACCAACUGGUACUAUAUCACUUAUGAAAAGGACCCCGUACUUUAUAUGUACCAGCUGUGGGACGACUACGCUGACGGAGACCUCAGGAUUCUGCCUGAAGCAGAAAACAAACACCUGUUGCCUGCAGACAGGAAGCCAGGUGAGGAGACGGAGAGUCUGGUGGGGAAACAGGUGGAGUAUGUUACUGACAAGGGCGUGAAGAGAACCGGCCUGGUCAUCUACCAGGUCCCAGCCAAGCCCUCCGUCUACUACAUCAAAUACGAUGAUGACUUUCAUAUCCAUGUCUAUGACCUGGUGAAAACCACCUAGAGAUAGUGGACACUUCAACCUCCCUCUCCAGCCUCCCUCCAUCUGCUUCUGUUCCACUCAUCAUCGUUAUAAUCUGUUAUCCAAAGCCAUGGCACGGUUGAUAAGUUAGUAUGCUUUAUUGUUCAGAAGAAAGUGCAAUCUGUUUUUCAUAUGCACAGCAGAACUGUAGCAUCGCUAUGCUUGGCUAUAUUUCGAGGAGAUGGGAGUCAACUUGUUUUAUUGUUGCUGCUCUACUUUAUACUUUAAGUUUGGACGGUACAAGUUUGCACUGCCCAUCAGCUGCAGUUGUAUUGUUGUCGCUGACUCUUAAUUAAAUCCCAGUUUGACUAAAAAAAGCUGCUCAAAAUAUUCUUUUUAAGAUGCUUUUCUUUGGAUCAUCUAACUAGCUAAUAAGCAUGAUAUACACAUUAUGUUUGGGAUAGAUACCUUCCACUGAGGCAUUUAUUGAAUUAAACGUGCAGAUACAUUUGUGUAUUGUAUUUAUCUUUAGUGUUAGUACUGGAAGGAAUGAAUGCAAAAGAUUGUAAAAUCACCUGAAUGGGGCCCUUAUAUUUAUUUUUAGAUGGAUUAUGUGGAAAUAUACUCCUGCACCUUUGCACCAUAUUUAGCAUUGUAUCAGAUCAUUUGCACUGGUGAUGAAGACGCAGUUUGCUAAAUUCUCAUUUAAAUUUGAUCCCACACAAAUCAUAAAGUGCCUUCCGGCUUGUCAUUCUGCAAUAUUGUACAUACUGUAUCUCCGACUAUCUACGCUCUUAUCGAAGGCUGCUAUUUGGUUUUCAUUCAGAAGUGGCGACGCUGACAGCUUGAGGAAAGUUUCGCAACCAUCUAGUUUAUAUUAGUGCCGUGUUUUGCUCUCAAUGCAGUAUGUUCUUUAAAUAUUUCACACAUCAUCAUCGGUUGCUCACUGUUGAUCUUUUGGGGAGCACUUUAUUGUAUAAAGUUUACAUGUUUAGGUUAUGGUACGCUAUAUAGUUUCCCCCAAAAAUGCUUUUUCCUUCAGAGCAAAUGUGGCAGAAUAAAUGCUUCAUAUCACACGCAUGAAGAAAAAAAACCUUGUUGCAAUACAUUCAGACGACAGUAUUUAAUAUGUACAACUUGUGUAAAAUGCCUUGUAAUGUUGCCUGUUGUGAUUAAUCUCAUUUAUACGAAUAUCUCGUCAAAGCACCACCAGCUUUUAGUGAAAGGGUUGUUUAUUUACAUGGAUUAUAAGCUUAAUAUUUAACAGGUAUAAUCAACUGACGAACCAGUUUGUUGACAGUAACUAAAUAACUGGUUCUACUCUAUAACUUUGUCUCUUUGUCUUGCAAACAUGACAUGUAUGCUUGCAGUACUGGUUUCCUCCCAACUUUGUCACUAGUUGCUGAAUUGGUCUUCAAGUCAUUCAGUGUAUCCCUCAGUAAACUAGUCGAUCAGUAGGUAUACUGUUAUUUUUAGCUGUCAAAACUCUGCAUGCAUAAUCUGAACAGAGUGUCUGGAGAUAUUCAAACCUUAUUUUGACAGUAGAGACGUGACUGUGUGGCAGAAUCGGUACGGUCUGUUUAACCCACAUUAAAAAAAAAAAAAGAAACAAAAAAGAGGUUAACACUGUACAUCACCGCUAGUGGUGCUGUGUAGUGUUUCUGUGUUGUGUAGAGUGGAGUUACAAAUGACUGUGCGAGCGCUCUUCUUCAUGCUUUAAAAAUCACUUCCUGUUCUGAAGUUGUAGCAGCAUCAACAGGCAGUUUGUGUCGUUAUUAUUCUGUCAUGAGUAAUAAAGAUUUUUGCACAUU